Nylanderia fulva is the source of this 1882-nucleotide messenger RNA. It is a transcript of the gene Smu1, whose product is annotated as Smu1 spliceosomal factor. Gene Ontology annotation, biological process: mRNA splicing, via spliceosome. NCBI's taxonomy places the organism in Eukaryota, Metazoa, Arthropoda, Insecta, Hymenoptera, Formicidae. Gene Ontology annotation, molecular function: protein binding. The record is from RefSeq and is a predicted model, not a curated record.
UGUCGCUAGUGGCGCAUUCAAAAAAGCUUGUCUUGUCAACUUCACAACAUACACAUACGCAUCUCUAUUUUUAUUUGUUUGUAAACUGUAAAAUAAUUCAAAAUGUCGAUCGAAAUCGAAUCUGCCGACGUAAUUCGAUUGAUACAGCAAUAUCUCAAGGAAGCAAAUCUCGUGAAGACGCUGCAAACUUUACAGGAGGAGACAGGUGUGUCGUUGAAUACUGUUGACAGUGUGGAUGGAUUUGUUGCUGAUAUAAAUAAUGGCCACUGGGACACAGUUUUGAAAGCUAUACAGUCAUUAAAAUUACCUGAUAAGAAACUCAUUGACUUGUAUGAACAGGUUGUUCUAGAAUUAAUUGAACUACGAGAAUUAGGUGCAGCACGUUCCUUAUUAAGACAAACUGAUCCCAUGAUUAUGAUGAAGCAGCAAGAGCCUGAGAGAUACAUACACUUAGAAAAUCUACUUGCACGUUCAUAUUUUGAUCCACGCGAGGCAUAUCCCGAUGGAAGCACAAAGGAAAAACGAAGAGCAUAUAUAGCCACUGCUCUAGCUGGUGAAGUAUCAGUAGUACCCUCUAGCAGAUUGCUUGCUCUGUUGGGGCAAGCAUUGAAGUGGCAACAACAUCAGGGUCUGUUACCUCCUGGUACCACAAUAGACUUGUUUCGCGGAAAAGCGGCAGUUCGCGAUCAGGAGGACGAAAAAUAUCCUACACAGUUGUCAAAGCAAAUCAAAUUCGGCCAGAAAUCGCACGUGGAGUGCGCGCGUUUCUCGCCUGACGGUCAGUUCCUGGUAACCGGCUCGGUAGACGGUUUUAUCGAGGUGUGGAACUUUACAACUGGUAAAAUUAGAAAAGACUUGAAGUAUCAAGCGCAAGACAACUUUAUGAUGAUGGAGCAAGCAGUGCUGUCGAUGUCGUUUAGUCGCGACAGCGAGAUGCUGGCAGGCGGCGGUCAAGAUGGCAAAAUUAAGGUCUGGAAAGUACAGAAUGGACAAUGCGUGAGAAGAUUCGAAAAAGCGCAUUCAAAGGGUGUGACCUGCUUGCAGUUCAGUAGAGAUAACAGUCAAAUUUUAUCAGCUUCGUUUGACACGACCAUAAGAAUACAUGGUCUCAAAUCUGGAAAAACUCUCAAGGAGUUUCGUGGUCACACUUCAUUUGUUAACGAAGUCGUUUUUUCUCCAGAUGGUCAUAAUAUAAUCAGUGCGUCAUCAGAUGGAACUGUGAAAAUUUGGAGCCUGAAGACUACCGAAUGCAUAGGAACUUACAAAUCGUUGGGAGCCGCUGAUCUCACAGUGAACAGCGUGCAUCCCCUUCCCAGGAAUCCAGAACACUUUGUCGUAUGUAACCGUUCCAAUACGGUAGUAAUUAUGAAUAUGCAAGGACAAAUAGUGAGAUCGUUUUCGAGCGGUAAACGAGAGGGAGGUGACUUCGUAUGUACAGUAGUGAGCCCGCGAGGCGAAUUUAUCUAUUGUGUCGGUGAGGAUCUUGUACUGUACUGUUUCUCCACGUCAUCGGGGAAACUCGAGAGAACUCUCAAUAUCCAUGAAAAGGACGUGAUCGGCUUGGCACAUCAUCCCCAUCAAAAUUUAUUAUGUUCUUAUAGCGAGGAUGGUUUGUUAAAACUAUGGAAACCAUAAAAAAGACUCAGGACACUCGUCUCUUUUUUACUCGAACGAAGAAAGCAAGCAGACUACAUGUUUUUAUACAUUGUAAUGCAACAACAUUCUUGAAAGUGGCUGCAAGAUAUUUAAGAAUUUUGUGCGACGUAGUUAAUCCAUCUAUUGCUUCAUCGUAACGCUGUCAUAUCAGGUAAUCGAAAAUACAUAUAUCUUGUAUAUACUUAAUUUUAACAUCUGAACAGAAAAAUGCCAAAAAAAGACUGAA